CUCGUGUUGGUCUCUUUACAGCAUGGCCAAUAGUGCGAUCAUAUAUUUAUUUUCUCUUCUAAUGUUCUGUUCUAAAGCUCUAGCAGCAGUGAUCCAAACACAGCAGACUGUGCUGGCAGCAGUGGGAGAAGAUGCUGAAUUCAGCUGUCAGCUCUUGGAGACUAAAGACGUCCUUCAGGUCACAUGGCAGAAAAUCUCAGCUGGUGGAGAGACAAAUGUUGCCACCUACAACAAGUACUUUGGUCAGAGAGUGAAUGAUAUCUUUGCAGAUAAAGUUGAGUUUAAACAUACUGGACUACAGAACUGCUCCAUAGUCAUCAGGAAUGUGACGGAGCAGGAUGAAGGAUGCUACCGCUGUCUGUUUAACACUUAUCCUGAAGGUGCCUUCACUGGUAGAACCUGCCUUGAUGUCUAUGGCUACACGGAGCACAACCUAGCUGGAAUUUACGCACCUCAUCUUCCAUGCUGGGCCAAUAAAAGAAGUGGUGUAUCCUGAACAGUGUCUUUUCCAACCCUGCAUGGGCCGCUGCCUCAUGACACUUCUUCCACACCUCCUUGUGUCUUUCUGCAGGACAUAGGAUUUGAAGGUAAGUUUCAUUAGUGUUAGGGUCCCUUACCUCUCUGCACAGCGUACCCUCCCGGAACUGCAGCCUUUUCCAUUGAUGUAAUAACUUCUGUACUGGGCUAGGCAGAGAUUUCCUCAUUGGUGCAUCAGGGAGGGUUCCGUGUCUCUUCCAGUCAUUUAUCUGAAGCAACAGCCCCUGUGGAUCACUUGGUGGAGCACUUGUGGUGUUUAUGUAGGCUGUUUGACAGUCUGUUGGGAACCUAGAGAGCAUCACCAUUAGCAGUCUCUUUUGCAGCCCUGUACUUAACCUCGAAGUCAAAGAACGCCAGCGUUGCUCUGUUGCCUCCAGUCUAGCAUUCUGUAAGUGGGCAAUGGGACUGUUGUCGGUAUACACAACAAACUUGGCACCUGUCAAGUAGUCCUUGAACUUCUCAGUAAUUGCCCAUUUUAGGGCUAAAAGUUCCAGUUUGAAGGAACUAUAG
Molecule: messenger RNA, 1047 nt
Organism: Oreochromis niloticus (Nile tilapia)
Lineage: Eukaryota; Metazoa; Chordata; Actinopteri; Cichliformes; Cichlidae
Product: OX-2 membrane glycoprotein
Exons: 3
Coding region: 23-496 (157 amino acids)
Biological process (GO): heterotypic cell-cell adhesion; negative regulation of neuroinflammatory response
Cellular component (GO): axon; cell surface; neuronal cell body
Molecular function (GO): cell-cell adhesion mediator activity
Source: RefSeq, a predicted model, not a curated record